Messenger RNA from Guillardia theta CCMP2712, 1428 nucleotides. RefSeq lists its product as hypothetical. NCBI's taxonomy places the organism in Eukaryota, Cryptophyceae, Pyrenomonadales, Geminigeraceae. The record is from RefSeq and is a predicted model, not a curated record. The transcript has 19 exons. The coding region runs from base 1 to 1428 and encodes 475 amino acids. Gene Ontology annotation, molecular function: ATP binding; ATP hydrolysis activity.
AUGUCAUCUAAGAAAAGCUCCGUCACUCCUCGAGCUCACCGGCCCAUCAGUGCACCUCCAAGUUGUCUGGGGAGGAGGAUGGUAGAAAAGAAAGAUGCUCCUAAGAAAGCAUCGAACAGCAGUAACUCUUCGAGCUCGACCCCGUCGGUAGAAGACUGGCUCGAUUCAGAGCUCAGCAAGAUAGUCGGGCUCGAGAAGGUCAAGGAUCAAAUCAGAUCCUUUCUGAAAAACCUCCGGCUUGAAAACCGUCGCAAGGAGGUUGGGCUCGAGCCUCUUGGCAACAAUGACUUCGACAUGGUGUUCUACGGGAACCCAGGGACGGGAAAGAGAAUGGGGGUUUUAUCCUCCCAUGCUCCCUUCUUAGAAGUGGGAAGAGGAGAUCUUGUUGGUUCCUACAUCGGGGCAACAGAGCAAAACUGUCUCGCAAAGAUCAAGGAGGCCAAAGGUGGUUUCAUGUUCAUAGAUGAGGCAUAUACACUCACACCAGAAGAUGCCGGCAAAGACUUCGGCAUGAAAGCGCUGGAAAUCAUUAUGCAGUGCAUGACGAGCAACGAGACUGGAAGACCAUAUUUCAUCUUUGCGGGCUACAAGAAAGAAAUGGAAGGAUUUCUCAAGUCGAAUCCCGGAAUGGCAAGAAGGAUUGCUUACAAGUUUCACUUCGAAGAUUAUACUACAACAGAGCUUGUUGAGAUAACAAUGUUGAAGGCAAAUGACAAGAAAAUUGUCUUGACACAAGAGGCUAUUCAAAGUCUGCCUCAUUUGCUCGAUUCGUUGUUUCCUCCUUCAGUUCGGACCAUCUGGAAUGGCGGGAUCGCCAAUCGACUUAUCUCCGACUCCCUCGAGGCCCUCAACGACAGGUUGGACCCUCUGACCGCCACAAAGGAACAGUUAUGCACCCUCCAGAAAGUGGACCUGCAGCUGGGCGCCAAGAACGCCUCUUUUGCUGUCUGUGCAUUACAAACGGCUUUGUUGAAUCCUGGGGGUCUGCACAGCAGCGGAUAUCUGCCUUCUGCUGCUGCGCCCAUUCAUCCUCCUCCCCCUCUUCCUGCUGCUUCCGCUGCCGCCGCCUCGGCUGCUAUGCACUCGCAAGGGUGUGGCCAAAUUAUUCAGACCAUGGAAUUGAAACAGUACUUUCCCUCGGCUAUCAGACGAAUUGCGUUGUUGGAAGAAGAAAUCGCCAACAUAAGAAAUGCGUCUUUGAUCAAAGCUGCACAAGAAGAUGCGAACGCUGCCGGUCAAGUCGAUGCUCAAACUUCGCACGAGACAGUUGACGAGGAGGAUGAAGAUGUACAAGCACAUGACAAUCGAGAAGACAACAACGACAACAGACAAAAAGUAGACAAGAGAUACCAAGCACUUGUGUCAUAUUGCAAGGAUGCAGCCAAGAUGUCGUCAGAGAUGAAGUUGGAGUCAACCAAGCAAUUGUGA